AAGAGUGCAUGCAAGAAUCAAUAGCAAAUAUAUAGAGAUGAAAAGUUUAGAUGAGGCUUAUGGAUCGAAACAUACUAUGCACUGUCCUAAAAGGGCGAUUCUUCCUCCCUGUGCGAGGCUUCGGCGCAUACUGAGACCGAAUCAAGCAGCCAAGACUGCGCCUGCCUUGGCGCGUGCUCGUGCUGUGUGCGCGUGUGUGUAUUUAGCAGAUGGCACCACUCUAAUCAUCACCCAAGCAACUAGUUUGAAAAUAAUGGAGUAUAUACAAUGCGCUAUUAUAUAUUUUCUGAGGUUUUUUAUGUGGGAUGAAACUCAUAUAUAGUAAGUUAUGGAUGGGCUUUCGGAUAAAGCCUAUUUUAUAUAUGUUGGGCCACCAAGGAGGCCCAUGAGCCAAAUAAAAUUUUAGAUCACGCUUUCAAAAUAAAUACCAACAUUUCUCAUAGUAAUAUAGCAAACUAAUUAAGGCAUUUUCCUUUUUCCCAAAGUAACCGUAUUAUCCACUUUUUGUCUCAGUAGUACCAAACCAUUACCCUAUGAGCCAACAUGUAUAACAUACAUUUCUCGCAAAUAUCUUCACACUUGCAGAAGGUGAUACCUCUAUGGAAGGAGGUAGAAUACUUCAAGCAGUAUCAACAGCGGCUGCGGCAGUACGUCGGCCUCGCGCGGGCCAAGUACAUCGUCAGCGAAGCCAUCUACAUCGUGAGCAUCGGCACCAACGACUUCCUCGAGAACUACUUCCUCUACAUCACGGGCCGGUUCGCGCACUUCAGCGUGGGCGAGUUCGAGGACUUCCUCGUCGGCCUCGCCGCAGAGUUCCUGACCGAGAUCUACCGCCUGGGCGCUCGCAAGAUAGUGUUCGCGGGGCUCAGCCCGAUGGGGUGUUUGCCGCUGGAGCGAACUACAAAUAUUUUGCACGGCGGGGAGUGCAUUGAGGAGUACAACGCGGCGGCGAGGGAGUUCAAUGCGAAGCUGCAGCAUAUGAUGGAGGAGUUGUGUGCUGCGUUGCCUGGGCUGAAGCUACGAUACACACCUGUUUACGAUAGCCUCGACUCGAUCAUUCAGAACCCUUCUGCGUAUGGUAUUGAGAAUGUGGCGGAGGGAUGUUGUGCGACGGGCAAGUUCGAGAUGGGUUACCUGUGCAAUGAAAAGAACCCCUGCACCUGCCCCGACGCCAACAAGUACUUAUUUUGGGACGCAUUCCACCCUACCGAGAAGGUCAACCGUCUAAUGGCUAAUAUCACGCUACAGACGAGCAUGAAAGAGUUCCUAUAGUUAAUAAUAAGCUACUCUUGAUUAUUGAUCGGUUGUAUAUGAUCUUACUUUCUUUUAAUAAUUUCUUAAUGAAUGAUAUGAUAAAAAAAAAAAAAAAAAUUACAUCAUUCAUAUAAAAUGAAUGUUCGUUUUAAACCGGUUCCGGGUCA
Messenger RNA from Ananas comosus (pineapple), 1421 nucleotides. RefSeq names its product GDSL esterase/lipase At4g26790-like. Lineage: Eukaryota; Viridiplantae; Streptophyta; Magnoliopsida; Poales; Bromeliaceae. The transcript is spliced from 2 exons. Gene Ontology annotation, molecular function: hydrolase activity, acting on ester bonds. The record is from RefSeq and is a predicted model, not a curated record. The coding region runs from base 544 to 1272 and encodes 242 amino acids.